Molecule: messenger RNA, 2099 nt
Organism: Jatropha curcas
Lineage: Eukaryota; Viridiplantae; Streptophyta; Magnoliopsida; Malpighiales; Euphorbiaceae
Product: wall-associated receptor kinase-like 20
Biological process (GO): protein phosphorylation
Molecular function (GO): protein kinase activity; polysaccharide binding; ATP binding
Source: RefSeq, a predicted model, not a curated record
AAUGGCCACUCCACACGAGCGUAACUCCACAGUUAUAGAACUCCUAAUUUCCCCAGGAGACCUCAAAAAUCAAAACAAUGAAGCCACAACCAUACCUACUCCUCUUCACGGCGGCGCUUCUGCUAAAGUGCGCCAUAUGCGCUUUCUCCGCCACUCUCUGUCCCAACUGCGGCUCCACUCCAGUGCCGUACCCAUUCAGCACCAGUCCUACUUGCGGCGACCAAUCGUACAAGAUCCGUUGUGACGCAGGAGCACUGAUGUUUGAUACACUUAAUAACUCGUAUCCAAUCAUUUCUAUCAAUCCGUCAAUCCAGCGGCUAGUGAUACGUCCAGCAAGUCUCUUACCAAACACCUGCGUCACAUCCGAUUUUGUUCACCAAGGUAUUCAGAUGAACAGCUCUCUCCCUUUCAACAUCACCGGCGACAAUACUAUCAUGUUCUUGAACUGUUCGGAUUCGCUUCUUCGGUCACCGUUGAAUUGCUCGUCCAACAGCUUGUGUCGCUUGUAUGUUAACAAUACUAGAGCAGAGUCUCCGUGUCAAGAUGCUCCGAUUUGCUGUACUUUCGGGGCUGGUGGCGGUACGACGGCGUAUACAAUACGAGUUAGAGACUCCGGGUGUAAGGCCUACACUAGUUUUGUUAAUCUGAAUCCGAAUUUGCCAGUGAAUAGGUGGCCUAGUCCGGGAGUUUCAGUCCAGUGGAUGCUACCCCGGGAACCAGUGUGCAAGUCUCAGGCGGACUGCGAGGGGGACUCGACUUGUGGGCCCGACCCGACAAUGGGUGGGCUCAGGCGGUGUUACUGUAAGGGUGAAUUUCGGUGGGACCCGGUUCAAGGGAUUUGUGCUGAAAUUGUGACGUGUCAAGAUCCUGAGGGCUGUGGAGGAUCCUCGAAGACAGCACUUAUAGCUGGUUUGACCUCUGGCUUAGGUGCAACAGUCUUGGUGAUCAUAGUUGCCAUCCUCCUAUACAAACGCCACAGGCGCAUUAAACAAGUUCAAGAACGCCUAGCUAGAGAGCGUGAAGAAGUCUUAAAUGCCGGUGGAAGUAGAGCAGCAAAACUCUUCACGGGCAGAGAAAUAAAGAAAGCAACAAGCAACUUAUCCAAAGACCGCCUUCUAGGUGCUGGUGGCUAUGGUGAAGUCUAUAAAGGAAUUCUUGAUGAUGGCACUGUCGUAGCUAUCAAGUGUGCAAAGCUUGGAAACGCUAAAGGCACUGAACAAGUUCUAAAUGAGGUACGAAUUCUAUGUCAGGUCAACCACAGAAACCUUGUAUGCUUGCUUGGCUGCUGUGUUGAGCUUGAGCAGCCCAUCUUGGUUUAUGAAUAUAUUGAAAAUGGAACACUCCUUGAUCAUUUACAAGGCAUGAAAUCUGGUGGGCAAAGCAUACUAUCUUGGACGCAGCGCCUCAAAAUUGCUCAUGAUACUGCUGUGGGGCUUUCUUACCUUCAUUUCUCAGCUGUUCCUCCAAUUUAUCAUCGAGACGUGAAAUCUAGCAAUAUACUGCUUGAUGAGAAGUUGAAUGCUAAGGUCUCAGAUUUUGGGUUAUCAAGAUUAGCUCAUAGCGACUUAAGCCACAUAUCAACUUGUGCUCAAGGUACUCUUGGGUAUUUAGAUCCUGAGUAUUACAGGAAAUAUCAGUUAACUGAUAAGAGCGAUGUUUAUAGUUUUGGAGUUGUGUUGUUGGAGCUCUUGACUUCUACGAAGGCGAUAGAUUUCAGCAGAGGAGAAGAUGAUGUGAACUUGGCAGUUUAUGUGCAGAGGAUGGUGGAAGAGGAAAAGCUAAUGGAGGUAGUUGAUCCCAUGUUAAAAGAGAAAGCAAGUAAUUUGGAGCUUGAGACAAUGAAAGCAUUGGGAUUUUUGGCCUUGAGCUGUUUAGAAGAGAAGAGACAGAAUAGGCCUUCCAUGAAAGAAGUUUCUGAAGAAAUCGAGUAUAUUAUGAGUAUUGCUACAGCAAAAGAAAACUAGCUUAUAUAAUUCCAUAUUUUGGAUUUAGUCAAAUUAUGCUUAAUUGAUUCAUAUUUUGUAUUAUGGAAAAUUAAAUUAUGCUCCAAACCAUAGGAUUAAGGUGAAAAUUAUUUAUAAUAAAAUAGAAUUCUUAUA